Messenger RNA from Ostertagia ostertagi, 798 nucleotides. The record is from the annotation of a GenBank genome assembly. Lineage: Eukaryota; Metazoa; Nematoda; Chromadorea; Rhabditida; Trichostrongylidae.
AUGAUGAGGCUAGCAAGUGGCUCUGGAAGAAUGGCAGAGGAACAUCAGGGAGCUCUCGUAAUGGAAGUGUCGUUUGAAAUGCGAGUGUUGUAUCCAACAGAUGAACACCUUUUCGAUUCGGGUUUGAUGACCAAAGAAGAGUUGGCGUUAUUCAAAACAAUCCACAAAUGGUUUGUGCCAAUCAAUUGGAUUCAAACGAUGAUGGUCCGUUGUUUCGAGAAAGGAACUCUGGGUCAUACAAACGAACUACGUGUACUGUUGGACGCCCUUGAAAAGUAUCGAAACGGUUUUUUCCAGUUGUUUAUUUAUGAUUGGAUCGCCAUUCCACUGGUGUACACUCAGGUGUUUUCUAUUUCCGUUUAUGGAUAUUUUGCGUUUGCUCUCAUCGGACGUCAGUUUCCAAGCCAUAAUCAGUACCGGGAACCAGUUGAUAUAAAGGCUGACCUCCAAGAAUGGGUGAGGGUGGUGGACAUUCCAUCCACAAACCUAAAAGGACAAUUGGUCCGAAAUCGCCUAUAUGAUCGUGUUUGUGUGACCCCUUCCUGUGUCAUAUGUCCAUUCGGCAGGGACGGCGAUUGUAUGACGUACGUGCCUAUCUUCACCAUCCUUCAGUUUUUGUUUUUUGUCGGAUGGCUGAAAGUCGGUGAGGAUUUGAUGUUCCCGUUCGGAGCUGACGACGAGGAUUUUGAGUUCAACUAUAUCCUUGAGCGAAAUUUGGAGAUGGCUUACUUGAUUGUCGAUGAUCUUCACAAUCAAGUCCCACCGGUGUACGUUGAAUCGCUUGACGACAAAGUUGAG